AUGAAUGUUGAAGAAUUCGAAUUUUUUUCAAAUUACGAAGAUAAAGUAACAGGUAAGCUAAAGUUAUUUGGAAGAAAUUGGCGCUGCUCUAAUGCGAAAGCUGUCAUUCUAAUUGUGCAUGGUUUUGGGGAACAUAGUGGUCGCUAUGGACAUGUUGCCGAAAUUUUUAAUAAACAUAAUAUAGCAUUUGUUGCAUAUGACACACGUGGUAGUGGCCGCUCGGGCGGCGAACGUGGUUAUGUGCCAUGUUUAAAUGCAGUGAUGGAUGAUUUGGAAGCAGCUAUUGGAAAAGUGCGUGAGUCAAAAUAUUAUCCUGAUGUUCCACUUAUUAUUUAUGGUCAUGGGACUGGUUGCAUCACGCAGUUAUCGCACAUUCAGCGACGGAAAUCAAAAUCUUUACUUUACCAAGCCAUGAUAUUAUCGACACCAGCAAUUACGAUAGCACAACGGCCAAGCGCAAUUCAGUAUUUACUAGUGAAAACAUUUGGCUAUUUAGCGCCACAUUUUCGUUUACCACUCGGUGGUAAUAAGGAUAAAAGAGAAUACUCAACGGAUAAGGAUGUAGUCGAAAAAUAUCGAACCGAUCCACUGGUUCAUGAUCGCUGGCCAGCAGGUACAGUUUCAAUGUUUUUACAAUUAGGUUAUGAAUUUGAAAGUGCCAUAAUUGAUUUUCCUGUACCAACACUUAUUCAACAAGGUAGUGUAGAUACAACCACACCCGCCGAACGUAUACGUGCAUGGGCUAACAAAGCAAAAGGGCCAAAAACAUAUAAAGAAUGGGAAGGUUUUGAUCAUGAAUUACAUAAUGAACCAGAGAAAGAAAGUCUAUUUAAACAUAUUCUAUGGUGGCUUAAUACUACGCUUAAUUUAAACAUUGAAUCAUCCCAACAUCCUGAGAUUGUACCAUUGAAAGUUCUCACUGAUACAAUUUCGAAAGAAUAA
Molecule: messenger RNA, 942 nt
Organism: Didymodactylos carnosus
Lineage: Eukaryota; Metazoa; Rotifera; Eurotatoria; Philodinida; Philodinidae
Source: the annotation of a GenBank genome assembly